UUAAAAAAAUCGAGGUCGUGGAUAACAGACCAUCAGAGGAUUUGGGAAAGAAAAUUUUCGAGUCCUAAUCAGUGCGGUUACCAGUUGAGUAGCCCUGGUUUCUUCUUGUCCAAUCAGCUUCUGACUCUCACUAUAAAUACGUGGCUAGGUUUGACUCCGUAUACCAGCUAAACUUUCCAGCCAUGGCUCGCACUAAACAGACAGCUCGCAAGUCCACCGGCGGCAAGGCGCCGCGCAAGCAGCUGGCCACCAAGGCGGCCCGCAAGAGCGCGCCGGCCACGGGCGGCGUGAAGAAGCCGCACCGCUACCGGCCCGGCACGGUGGCCCUGCGCGAGAUCCGCCGCUACCAGAAGUCCACGGAGCUGCUGAUCCGCAAGCUGCCGUUCCAGCGGCUGGUGCGCGAGAUCGCGCAGGAUUUCAAGACCGACCUGCGCUUCCAGAGCUCGGCCGUGAUGGCUCUGCAGGAGGCGUGCGAGGCCUACCUGGUGGGGCUCUUUGAGGACACGAACCUGUGCGCCAUCCUCGCGAUGUCUGGUCGUGGCAAGGGUGGAAAAGGUCUUGGUAAAGGAGGUGCAAAGCGCCACCGAAAAGUCCUGCGGGAUAAUAUCCAAGGAAUCACUAAGCCCGCGAUCCGGCGUCUGGCCCGGCGAGGUGGUGUGAAGCGCAUCUCUGGCCUCAUCUACGAGGAGACCCGCGGGGUGCUGAAGGUGUUCCUGGAGAACGUGAUUCGGGACGCCGUCACGUACACCGAGCACGCCAAGCGCAAGACCGUUACGGCCAUGGACGUGGUCUACGCGCUCAAGCGCCAGGGCCGCACUCUCUACGGUUUCGGCGGCUGAGUUAGCAGUUUUGCUUCCGAUUUACGAACAAGCCCUUUUCAGGGCUUCCUAUUUUCUCAUUUGAGGAGCUGUGAUGCUAGUUUCGUAACUAUUUCUAAGUAUUUUGAUAACCACUGCGGACAUUUUCUUUUUUUAAUAUAGCCGUUUGUUCUCCGAGGCUGGCUUGUGCGUCUUCCAGGGCGCAUGCGUACCCAAUCCGCCUAGUUACAGCAGGGGACUCUGCUCCGUCAAUCCUUCACCUAAAAACAUAUUCGAACGUAAUUUGUAAGGGAUCAUUAGUUGCCGAUUUUGCUAAAGAAGGUGGAUAGUGGGAAAGAUUAUCUGCUUCAUGACUUACGUUUGUUGCAUAAAGAGAUCUUGCUAUAAAUAUCUACGUGAUUUAAGUGGUUAGAACAAAGACAUCCGGGACUUAGGACAAUUGUUUGGCUUUACUUUCCAGCUGUACUGGGAAAACUUACACUAGAAGGAAGCCAUACCCUGAAACCUUAGCAAAUAUAAAAAAGUAUUGUAAUUAAAUGCCCUGAGAAUUUGCAGGUAUUCCUUAACAUAGAUUAGGCAGUUUCAUCGCUUGUUCAGGACUCUCCCUUAGAAAACGCACUACAGUCAGCCAGGAAAGAUCUCAAUCGGUGGCUUCGGGAACGUUAGUUAAAUAAUUCAUCUAUUUAUAUUACAGAGUGACUGCUGUGCUUCAGACACUGCACUUGGCACUGGUGAUAUAUGAAGGGGGGAAAAAAGACUCCUGCUCUUUUUACUGAGGAAAGACAAAAUAAACUAAUAAAAAUCAUUUUACUACAUCCAAUGGGCAAUUAUUAGUCUUCACUUUCUUUGGGCUGUUGGAAACACUGACAUAAUUGACCCUACAAUUUCUCUUUGAUACUUUUUUUGAUGCUUCUGGAAAAACAGUAACCAUCUGUUGAUGACAACAAAGAAUUUGGUUAUUGUAUUAAUCAACAUCUUUGUAGAGAAGGAUAGAAUCCUCUAUUUAGGUAUAAUACCAAUAGGAUACUGACAAAACUCCAAGGGCCCCCUGAUACAUGCCAUCAAGUAUUUGCUAUUAUAGCCACCAAAUAAGAAGGGCAUUUAUACCUAGGAACAAAAUCUGUUGAGUUUUGUGUCUUUAAUAUGCAGUAUUGUUUACCCAACUUUAAAAGUGUAAGUUAAACAUUUAUAUCAAUAACAUCUGGUUC
This is a messenger RNA of Camelus dromedarius (Arabian camel), 2026 nucleotides long. Its product is annotated as histone H3.1. Gene Ontology annotation, cellular component: nucleosome. The transcript has 2 exons. Bases 183 to 839 code for a protein of 218 amino acids. The record is from RefSeq and is a predicted model, not a curated record. Lineage: Eukaryota; Metazoa; Chordata; Mammalia; Artiodactyla; Camelidae. Gene Ontology annotation, molecular function: structural constituent of chromatin; protein heterodimerization activity; DNA binding.